AUGGAAUCAUGCUGGCCAAACCGUCCCAUUCAGUCCCUAACCGCCAUAUUCUUGGCUUGGAAGAGCUUCCUUGUUGCUAUCGCGCUCGGAACCGCAGUAGCGCGAGACUAUGACACUUCCACAGGCCUCUUUUUCGACCGAAUGUACGGAGCUAAUGCCACGGUCCCGACGCUUGCAGCCAAACUGACAAGAUGGGACGCCUUGUACUUUAUGCAUUCCACCAUCAAGGGCUACGUCUACGAGCAAGAAUGGGCUUUUGGGAUCGGUCUUCCGGCUACGGUCGGGGCGCUGGCACGAACACUCGCAGGCUUCACUCGCCCAAGUCAUGCUGUCGAGCCGAUGGUGGCCAUUGCCAUUGCCCAUGCGUCUCAUUUCGUUGCCGUGCUGGCACUGCACCGUCUCACCAUGAUGCUCUCCUGCAAUGCCAGACUCGCAUUUAUCGCAUCCGCACUGCACAUAUUUUCGCCAGCCGGUCUGUUCCUCUCGGCCCCGUACAACGAGAGCCCCUUUGCGUGUCUCUCCUUUGUGGGCAACCUGCUCUUCGCCAUGGGACUCGGAACCCAGCCGACAUUGAGAGGGGAGGCGGCAAUCGUUGCGGCUGGCACCUCGAUUGGUCUGGCCACUACGUUCCGGAGCAAUGGCCUGACGAGCGGGCUCUUGUUUGCUGGUGAGGCGCUCCGCCGUGUCGUUGCUUUGAUCAACUCACCCUCGCCCAGUCGCCUGCUAUCCUUGGCUACUCCUGUUCUAGGUGGUCUUUGUGUAGCCUCUGGCUCGGUGGUACCACAAGUCUUGGCGUGGGUGAGAUACUGCCAGUCUUCUGAUGUCUCUCGGCCGUGGUGCGACACGACGUUUCCCAGCAUCUAUACCUUUGUGCAGGACCAUUACUGGAACGUAGGCUUCAUGAGGUACUGGACCUUGAACCAAGUUCCCUUGUUCCUCCUCGCUGGCCCGAUGCUUGCAAUCUUGAUCAAGUCUGGAGUGGAACUUUGCCGACAACCACAACAACUCACUUUAGGUGCGGAAAAUGACACCAAGUCAAAAUUGAAUGUGUUUGUGCGUGCUCUAGCCAUCAGCCAGACUGUCAUUGCCGCCUUGGCCAUCACAACAUACCACGUUCAGAUUAUCACGCGGAUUUCGUCAGGGUAUCCUGUGUGGUACUGGUGGGUAGCCAGUUGCCUGAUGGAUCAUAAAAGGCAGCGCGUUGGAACCGCCAUUGUUAUGUUCAUGGUCAUGUAUGGGGGGAUCCAGGCCGCACUAUUUGCCUCGUUUCUACCGCCAGCCUAG
This is a messenger RNA of Ustilaginoidea virens, 1284 nucleotides long. RefSeq lists its product as uncharacterized. Gene Ontology annotation, cellular component: mannosyltransferase complex; endoplasmic reticulum membrane. The record is from RefSeq and is a predicted model, not a curated record. Lineage: Eukaryota; Fungi; Ascomycota; Sordariomycetes; Hypocreales; Clavicipitaceae. The transcript has 2 exons. Gene Ontology annotation, biological process: GPI anchor biosynthetic process. Gene Ontology annotation, molecular function: alpha-1,6-mannosyltransferase activity; GPI mannosyltransferase activity. The coding region runs from base 1 to 1284 and encodes 427 amino acids.